AUCCGUAUGGUAUGUGACGUAAUCUCUUCCUUAUUACUUCCAUCUUUCAGUACCGCAUGCAUCUGUGGAUAUUUGAGCAGGUGAGAACAUGAAUCAAGAAAAAUUGGCAAAACUUCAAGCCCAGGUCCGGAUAGGAGGAAAGGGAUCUGCACGCAGGAAGAAGAAGGUGGUUCACAGAACUGCGACGGCUGAUGACAAAAAGCUUCAGAGUUCAUUAAAAAAGUUGGCUGUCAACAACAUUGCUGGAAUUGAGGAGGUGAACAUGAUCAAAGAUGACGGAACUGUGAUCCACUUCAACAACCCCAAAGUUCAGGCCUCUCUGUCCGCCAACACCUUCGCCAUCACGGGCCACGCUGAGACCAAGCAGCUGACAGAGAUGCUUCCAGGCAUCCUCAGUCAGCUGGGAGCAGACAGCCUCAGCAGCCUGCGCAAACUGGCAGAACAGUUCCCUCGGCAAGCUCUUGACAGCAAGGCUCCAAAGGCAGAGGACAUUGAGGAAGAGGAUGAUGAUGUUCCAGAUCUGGUGGAGAACUUCGAUGAAGCGUCAAAGAACGAGGCAAAUUGAUGCACAUGACAAUCAUGUGCACACAGACUGGACUGCAAUGAAGCGUGAAACCUUUUCCGGUGUUUUUAAGUCUAGUCAUCCAGACAUAUCAGACACUAUCCCCACAAACCAGAGACUUUUCUAUUUUACAAUGGCCCACUGAUGUCCGAGUCAGGCUGGCUUGUGCGCUUUAAAAACAACAACAACAACAAAACAAACAAACAAAGAAAUCCCUUCUGGUAAACAGUUCAGUCCCUAUACCACAUUGUCAUUGUCAGUCAUGGUCAGGAUUACAGUGGUCAUUAACGCAAGUCUUAAGACAUUUUGUUUAUGAAACAAAAUAAAGGUCAUUGACAUUUUUA
Scatophagus argus is the source of this 906-nucleotide messenger RNA. RefSeq names its product basic transcription factor 3-like 4 (gene btf3l4). Bases 89 to 565 code for a protein of 158 amino acids. The transcript is spliced from 6 exons. NCBI's taxonomy places the organism in Eukaryota, Metazoa, Chordata, Actinopteri, Scatophagidae. The record is from RefSeq and is a predicted model, not a curated record.